Nematolebias whitei (Rio pearlfish) is the source of this 1740-nucleotide messenger RNA. RefSeq names its product occludin b (gene oclnb). Gene Ontology annotation, cellular component: bicellular tight junction; apical plasma membrane; cytoplasmic vesicle. The record is from RefSeq and is a predicted model, not a curated record. Gene Ontology annotation, biological process: bicellular tight junction assembly. The transcript is spliced from 9 exons. NCBI's taxonomy places the organism in Eukaryota, Metazoa, Chordata, Actinopteri, Cyprinodontiformes, Rivulidae. The coding region runs from base 129 to 1568 and encodes 479 amino acids.
GUGACGCGCACCUGCACCUGUAGGGUCGCGCGCUCGAUUGUGUUCCUGUUUAUUGUCGCAGCUUUGUUCUCUGGCAGCAGUUUCAUCCUCAGAUCAUUGAGUGGAUUACUUGGAUCAGGAGUCUCAGGAUGCCGAGCCACAAACAUAGCAGCCCAAAUGGAAGCAAAUACAAACAUCGGCACAGUGAGGUCAUGUCCAACCCAGUCUUUUCCUACUAUCAAGGGGACAGGAUGCUUCACUUUUAUCGUUGGACCUCACCACCAGGUGUGAUGAAGAUAAUGAGUAUAAUAAUCAUCAUCAUGUGCGUGGCUGUGUUUGCCUGCGUGGCCUCAACUCUGGCCUGGGACUAUGAUGCGAGCACGUUGGGAGGCGUAAUUCCAGGUAUGGGAUCAUACAGUCCAAACAGCGGCUCCUAUGGUGGCGCGUAUGCUGGCUCUUAUGGAACCAAUUAUGGCACCUCCUACGGUGGCAGUUAUGGCAGCAACCUUGGCGGUGCCUAUGGACAGUAUAGUAAUUAUGGGGGAACACAAAUUGAUCAAGUUAGUGGAAAAGGCUUCAUCAUUGCCAUAGCUGCACUCACUUUUAUUGCUGUGCUUGUCAUCUUCGUCUUGGUGGUUUCAAGACAGACUGCUGCCCGUUCACCCAAGUUCUAUCUGGCUACCAUCAUUAUUUGCGCCAUCUUGGCUUUCCUUAUGAUCAUCUCCAGCAUUGUGUAUCUUGUGGCGGUGAAUCCAAUGGCACAAACGUCAUCAUCCCUGAUGUACAACCAAAUGAUUCAGCUGUGUGCGCAGUACCAGAACCAGCCCCAGGCCCAGGGUCUCUUCAUCAACCAGUACCUCUACCAUUACUGUGUGGUUGAGCCCCAAGAGGUCAUAGCCAUUGUCCUGGGCUUCCUGGUGUUUAUUGCCCUCAUCAUCCUGCUGGUGUUUGCUGUCAAAACUCGUGGACAGAUCAUGCGCUGGGGCCCGGAACGAAUCCUCUGGGAGGAAGUAAAGGUCGUUAAUUCUGGUCAUAAGAACAGUGUUGGAGAGUGGGUGAAAAAUGUGUCCGGUGACCCAGAGGUGAUGUUGAACGACUACAAUGAUAAAGUUGGAGGUUCUAGAGACUUUCUGGACCAGCCGGACUACAACAAGCCUCUGUAUCUGCCAGGGGACUCGGAUAUAAGUAGCUUUGUAGGAGGUGUGAACCCACGGCUGAAGGACUAUGAUACUGGUGUGGAGUCUGGAGAUGACCUGGAUGAAGAGGACUUCAGUGUUUUGUUUCCAUCAAUCUUGGAUGAACACGAGCGUCUGAAGUACAAGCGAGAGUUUGACCGGGACCACCUCGAAUACAAGAACCUGCAGGCUGAGCUGGACAAUGUAAACCAGGACCUGGCUGGGGUUGAAGGAGACCUGGACAGGCUGUCUGAGGGCAGCCCCCAGUUCCUGGAUGCCUUGAAUGAGUACAACAAACUGAAGAAUCUUAAGAAGUCUUCAGAUUACCAGAUGAAGAAGAAAAGGUGUAAAUAUCUCAGAUUCAAGCUGUCUCACAUCAAGAAGAGGAUCAGCGAUUACGACCGCCGCCCGUAAACAUCUGAGCCAGUGGCUCAGGGAAAACACUUUUAUUGUCUUCCUGUUGUUAUGCUUUUAUAAUUCAUUCAUUAAUACCAUUUGGUUUUCCCCACAAAAGACAUGAAUAUAUAAAGUGUUUUUCUUCUUGUAUUUACUGACCAGUUUUUAAACCUCUAAACUCCAUUAUAAA